Paramecium octaurelia is the source of this 452-nucleotide messenger RNA. The record is from the annotation of a GenBank genome assembly. NCBI's taxonomy places the organism in Eukaryota, Ciliophora, Oligohymenophorea, Peniculida, Parameciidae.
AUGAAAAACAACAUAAAAAAACAAUAGGCAACUUUGCUUCCCCCAAUUGAUAGAAGAUAAACUCAACCUAUUUAGUUCGAUUAAAUUAAUUAAUUAAUCAAUCAAUCGCUAUUCAUUCCGAAAUAAAAUAGAGCUUAAUCCCUAUAUUCCUUAGAAUCAUAAGCUCAGGAUUCAGCUAAACAAUACACUAAGAUAUCUCCCAGGAAAAAUAUUAAGGAUUAUAAUAAAUGGUAUGUUCCUCCCAAAAAAAGGUUCCUUGAUUUACGAAAAGAAUCUCAAGAAUUUUAAUAAGAAUAAUAUAUUAUAAAUACAUAUGCUCAAUAAUAAAUGAAAUACAAUUAAAUAUUGAAAGAGUCUAAAUAAUUGGCGUAAUUUGUUGAAGAAGUAUUAAUGAUAUAGAUAUACUAUAGUUUUAUAAAAAACAUAAACGUAGCCCUUCUUUCAUCCAUUGA